Protomyces lactucae-debilis is the source of this 2109-nucleotide messenger RNA. RefSeq names its product dihydroxy-acid/6-phosphogluconate dehydratase. Bases 113 to 1978 code for a protein of 621 amino acids. Gene Ontology annotation, biological process: branched-chain amino acid biosynthetic process. The record is from RefSeq and is a predicted model, not a curated record. Gene Ontology annotation, molecular function: dihydroxy-acid dehydratase activity. Gene Ontology annotation, cellular component: mitochondrion. Lineage: Eukaryota; Fungi; Ascomycota; Taphrinomycetes; Taphrinales; Protomycetaceae. The transcript has a single exon.
AGUCGGCGCUCAUCCGCGUGCAGUCAUAGCAGAGCAGAGUAGAGCAGAGUAGAGUAGAGCAGACUAGAGCAAACUAGAGCAAGCAGAGCAGAGCAGUAGACCUGGUCAAUGGAUGAGCUGCAAUUGGCCGCACGAAUUUUCAUCGCAGCAGACAGCUCGCACGUCUACUCACCAGCUCACCUACUACCAGUGCUACCACAGCUCAGUGUCGGCCUGUCUCUGCAGCAUGACCACAAGACACCUCGCUAGCACCAUGUCACGGCAAUUCCACACAUCCCGUGCCCAGCUCAAGGAACUCAAUGCGCACUCCAAGCACAUCACCCAACCCAAAUCACAAGGCGCCUCACAGGCCAUGCUGUAUGCAACUGGCCUCUCAGAGUCAGACAUGUCCAAGGCACAGGUCGGUAUUUCCAGUGUUUGGUAUGAGGGCAAUCCAUGCAACAUGCAUCUCAUGGAUCUCGCAGCAGAAGUGAAGAAGGGCGUGCAGGACGCUGGCUUGAUUGGGUAUCGCUUCAAUACGAUUGGUGUCUCGGAUGGUAUCUCCAUGGGAACAAAAGGCAUGCGCUACUCAUUGCAGUCGCGUGAAAUCAUUGCCGAUUCUGUGGAAACUGUGAUGGGCGGGCAACACUAUGAUGCCAAUAUUUCCUUGCCUGGUUGUGACAAGAACAUGCCAGGUGUCAUGAUUGCCAUGGGUCGUGUCAAUAGACCGAGUAUCAUGGUCUAUGGUGGUACCAUCAAGGCCGGAUGUGCCAAGACGCAGGGUAACAAGGACAUCGACAUCAUCUCUGCUUUUCAAGCGUAUGGCGAGUACAUUAGUGGCAACAUUGAUGAAUCGACACGCAAGGAUAUCAUUCGUCAUGCAUGUCCUGGAGCAGGUGCGUGUGGUGGUAUUUACACAGCCAACACCAUGGCGAGUGCCGCUGAAGCCAUGGGUAUCUCUCUACCGGGCUCUUCCUCGACGCCUGCUGAAUCACCGGAAAAGAUGGCCGAGUGUCGUGCUGCGGGUGCAGCCAUCAAGAUUUUGCUGGAGCGUGACAUCAAGCCGCGCGAUAUCAUGACGCGUGCUGCCUUUGAGAAUGCCAUGGUAUUGACGAUGGCGAUUGGUGGCUCGACCAAUGCUGUGCUGCAUCUGCUUGCCAUUGCGCGAAGUAUGGAUGUGCAGCUGGAUAUUGGCGAUUUCCAAAGUGUCUCUGAUCGCAUCCCCUUUUUGGCGGAUAUGAAGCCGUCUGGUAAGUAUGUGAUGGAUGACUUGUUCAAGAUUGGUGGCAUUCCUGCAGUCAUGAAGUACCUAAUUCGCGAAGGUCUUAUGGACGGCAGUAUCAUGACAGUCACUGGUAAGACACUCUCUGAGAACUUGGAAGAGGUCAAGGAUUUGCCGGAGGGUCAGGACAUCAUUCGUCCCCUCUCGAAUCCGAUCAAGAAGACGGGUCAUAUUCAGAUUUUGCGUGGUACGCUUGCCCCCGGUGGUUCGGUGGCCAAGAUUACAGGCAAGGAAGGUCUCUCCUUCAAAGGCCCGGCGAAAGUGUUUGAUGAUGAAGACUUGUUCAUUGAAGCACUCGAGCAAGGCAAAUUCAAGAAGGGUGAAAAAGCAGUGGCUGUGAUUCGGUAUGAGGGCCCGAAGGGUGGUCCUGGUAUGCCGGAGAUGCUGAAGCCAUCGAGUGCAAUCAUGGGCAUGGGAUUGGGCCAGGAUGUGGCCUUGCUGACGGAUGGUCGGUUCUCUGGUGGUUCGCAUGGGUUCUUGAUUGGACAUAUUGUGCCUGAAGCACAGGAAGGCGGGCCCAUUGCACUUGUGGAGGAUGGAGAUGAGAUUGAGAUCAAUGCAGAGAGCAAGGUGCUCAACCUGAAUGUGGACGAGGAGGUGCUGGCUAGGCGGCGUGCUGCAUGGACUGCACCUGCGUUGAAGUAUACCCGGGGGACGCUGUACAAGUUUGCGAAGAACGUGUCGAAUGCGAGCGAGGGGUGUGUGACGGAUGCGUAGGCUGUCUGUAUCUGUUCUGACCAAGCAAUAGCAGCAAUAGCUGUGAAGAAGUAGCAGAAAUAGGCGUGAAGUAGUUGUGACUGCUGCGGGUGUGUCCGGCAUCCCCGGCAGCCAAUCAAAUUUGCUUACAC